CCCCUCCUUCCCGCCCUUCGCCGCCGCCGCCAUGGGCCAGCCACCGGCUCGCCGUCUGCCGCUGCUGCCCUCGACCGGCGACGUCGAGGUGCGCCCGCCACCGCCGCGUCUCGCGCAGACCUUCAUCCACGCCCACUCCUUCCGCGGCGGCAAGCCGGCCCCGCCGCGCCGCGCGGAUGCGCAGACAGGCAAGCGGGGCAGCGGCGGCGGCAGUGCCACUACCGGCGGUGAAGAGUCUGCUGUGGAAUUAGAGGGUAGCGGCGGCGAUGCAGCUGCUCAAGACAAUGAGCCAUCGCAGCGCCGGUACCCGAAGCGCGCCCGCUGCCUCUCCGCUCGCGGGCAGGCGGCGGCGGCGGCGGCCGAUGAGGAAGAAGAGGAGGCCAAGGUGGUCAAAGCGAGGGUGAAGGGCAAGGCGAAGGCAAAGGAGGACACCGAGCUCGGCGAGCAGCCCGAUGGGCGCGUGUUGAAGCUGCUGCCGGACCAUCUGGCGCCGGACCUCGACAUCCUCGUCGUCGGCAUCAAUCCGGGCCUCACCUCUAGCGCGACGGGCCAUCACUUUGCGCACUUCUCGAAUCACUUCUGGCCGGCGCUGCAUCAGUCCGGUCUGACGCCUACGAAGUUCCUGCCCUCAGCAGGGCCCUCUCUGCUCGUGCAAGAGGCGCCGUAUCUUCGCAUCGGCCUGACGAACCUCUGCCCGCGACCCACACGCGAUGCCGCGGGCCUCAAGGCGCAGGACUACACCGCUGGCGCGCCGCUGCUGAUCCGCAAGGUGGCGCAGUGCCGCCCUGCCGUCGCAGUCAUGGUCGGCAAGGGCAUUGCGCAGAUCUUCGAGCGUGCCACGCGCGGAGCAGAGGCGACGAGACGCUGGGUGCGCGUGCCGGCCAGCACGCCGCUAGCCGAGGAUGAGUCGGGCCUCGGCCUGCAGCCCUUCGCCAUCGCUGGCUAUGCCGAGAGCGACGCCGAGCUCGACAUCCCGACGCUCGACGGCGACAAGAAGCCUGCGAGCGCAGCGACGCCUUCGCACAUCACGCUCUGCUUCUGUGUGCCGAGCACGAGCGGCCGCGUCACGACGCACCAGCUGCCCGGCAAGGUGGAGUGGUUCGGCAAGCUGCGUGCUCUGGCAGAGGCCGUGGCGAAGCGCGAGACGGCGGCAGAGGAAGGAGAGUGGAAGGACGUGGAGGUGCGCGUGCUCACAGCGCCUGAUCGCGUCGAGGCCGUCGAGGAUGGGGCUCAGGUGGAGCUCAGCGACGACAAGGCCGAGGCGAUACAGGCCGUCGCACAGGUCGAAGGCGAGCUGCAAGCCGAGACGUCGCUCGACGAGGAGAAGCUUGAUGCGGAGCAUGAGCGGCCGAUCCCACUGGCAGACGCGCAGACGAGCAGCCAGGUCAAGCAAGAGGCAUCGUGAUCUCGGCUCAAGCACACGCUGUCAUUCCUCGACCUUCGCGCGCUUCGCUGCCGGCUCGGCGUCGGCAUCUGCCGCAGCAUCCGUCGCAGCCUCUGAUGUCGGCUGCGCCGCAGCGGCCUCCGCCACCGGCUCGGCAGCGCUCUCGGCUGCCGGCGCCGCUGCCUCUGCGGCCACGCGUUCCUCCUGCUCCUGUGCAUGCGCGGCCUCGAGCGCCUCCGACUCGGCGUCGGUGAGCACGCGCGUCGCCGAGAGCAAGUAGCCAGCGCUGCUCGACGUCGUCAUCUCCGGAUGUG
This is a messenger RNA of Tilletiopsis washingtonensis, 1698 nucleotides long. RefSeq names its product DNA glycosylase. The record is from RefSeq and is a predicted model, not a curated record. Lineage: Eukaryota; Fungi; Basidiomycota; Exobasidiomycetes; Entylomatales. Gene Ontology annotation, biological process: base-excision repair, AP site formation. The transcript has 3 exons. The coding region runs from base 32 to 1405 and encodes 457 amino acids. Gene Ontology annotation, molecular function: mismatch base pair DNA N-glycosylase activity.